Molecule: messenger RNA, 2567 nt
Organism: Musa acuminata AAA Group (dessert banana)
Lineage: Eukaryota; Viridiplantae; Streptophyta; Magnoliopsida; Zingiberales; Musaceae
Product: inorganic pyrophosphatase TTM1
Exons: 12
Coding region: 274-2241 (655 amino acids)
Cellular component (GO): cytoplasm
Molecular function (GO): ATP binding; kinase activity
Source: RefSeq, a predicted model, not a curated record
CCAAUCCCCUCAACUCCCCGCCUUAGCCGCUGUCCCGAAACGGGUAGCAAAAGAAUUAUUAACAUUCGGUGGUUCGUGACGUCAGCGGAUUGAGAAGCUUCGGAUUGCUUCGGUCCGCGCUCUCGAGCGCACUGCCGAUCAUUCUCCUCCUCCGCCGCCGCCGCCUUAAUCUCCUCCUCCUCCACCGCCAUCGUUUCCUUAAAUCCGGUGCCCGCCUCUCCCCCGGAGGAUUAUCUCUCAUUUCUUUCUUCGGUUCCACAUUUUGUUUCAUCAAUGCCUGAAGAUAACACUAUAAUUGAAUCACCCCGACGAAGGCAUGGCCUCUUAAGAGACCAAGUUCAACUGGUGAAGAGAAAGGACUCUGAUCGAUAUGAAAUUGUUCCAAUUCAAGAUCCAUUAUCUUUUGAAAAAGGUUUCUUUAUAGUAAUACGUGCAUGCCAGUUGUUGGCCCAAAAAAAUGAUGGAAUUAUUUUGGUUGGGGUAGCUGGUCCUUCUGGUGCUGGGAAGACUGUAUUUACAGAGAAGGUCCUCAAUUUCAUGCCAAGCAUUGCUGUCAUAUCGAUGGACAACUACAAUGAUUCAAGUCGUAUCGUUGAUGGAAAUUUUGAUGAUCCACGGCUAACAGAUUAUGACACUUUGCUGGAAAACAUCCGUGGACUAAGAGAGGGGAAAUCUAUUCAGGUACCAAUAUAUGAUUUCAAGUCAAGCAGUCGCAUAGGAUACAGGACUGUUGAUGUUCCUAGCUCUCGAAUUGUUAUUCUUGAAGGUAUUUAUGCUUUGAGUGAGAAGUUGCGCCCUCUACUUGACCUCCGUGUUUCUGUGACUGGUGGGGUACAUUUUGAUCUGGUAAAAAGGGUUUUGAGGGACAUACAGCGUGCUGGACAAGAACCUGAAGAAAUAAUUCAUCAAAUUUCAGAAACGGUCUAUCCAAUGUACAAGGCCUUCAUUGAACCAGAUUUGCAAACAGCACAUAUAAAAAUUUCCAACAAGUUCAACCCGUUCACAGGCUUCCAGAAUCCGACUUAUAUUCUAAAGUCACCAAGAUCUGUAUCGGUGGACAAAAUCAAGGCUGUUCUUUCGAAGGAACACAAAGAAUAUAGCGAACAAACUUAUGACAUAUAUCUAUUGCCGCCAGGGGAAGAUCCAGAAGCAUGCCAAUCUUAUUUAAGAAUGAGAAACAGGGAUGGAAAGUACAAUCUUAUGUUUGAGGAAUGGGUAACCGACAGUCCAUUCAUCAUAUCACCAAGAAUUACUUUUGAAGUUAGCGUGCGCCUUCUUGGUGGGUUAAUGGCACUGGGCUAUACCAUUGCAGCAAUUUUGAAAAGAAGCAGCCAUGUGUUCUCUGACGACAGGGUGAUUGUGAAAAUUGAUUGGUUGGAACAACUUAAACGUACCUAUGUACAGGUGCAAGGAAAAGAGCGGCUGUUUGUUAGGUAUAUAGCAGAGCAAUUGGGCUUGGAAGGUUCUUUCAUUCCUCGUACCUACAUCGAACAGAUUCAACUAGAAAAGCUUGUGAAUGAAGUCAUGGCAUUGCCUGAUGAUUUGAGGACAAAGCUCAGUAUAGAUGAUGAUCUGGUUUCGAGCCCUAGAGAAGCGCUUUCACGAGCAUCUGCCGAUAGGGUCGCUAUGAGAAAUAAACAUCUUAAAAGUGGAAUGUCCCACUCAUAUUCAACACAAAGGGACAAAAAUAUUGCUAAGCUCACCAGACUUGAAGUCAACAGCAGCAGGUUUGAUGCACGAACACCUGAAUCACCUGCAGUUAAUCGGGAGGUGGUUAACCAACUAUCAGAACAGAUAUCAACUCUGAAUGAAAGGAUUGAUGAGUUUAGUUCGCGAAUCAAAGAACUUAGUUCAAAGUUUAGUUCACGGAAAACUUCCGUGAGCCAACAAAACUUGGCCCUCCAAAAUGAAGCUUGUAAUGGCUCUGUCCCAACUUCGGUUUUUGUGUCUAACUUGGGCAACGGUACCAUUUUGCCCAGUUCAUCUUCUUCCACCCAACUGAAUAAGGAUUCUCCCCUGAUGGAAGAGCUCAUGCUCAUCACUCGAGGACAGCGUCAAGUGAUGCAUCAGUUAGAUAACCUCUCUAAUUUAGUUCAUGAGCAAUUGGCUGUAUUGACUCAGCAAGACAGAAGGGAUAACAGAAGUAGAUUGCUUGACUUGGAUCUUAUUGGGAAUCCAGUUCUCAUACUCCUGGUGGGUGGCAUCAGCUUUUUCCUAUUCAAAAAUCUUAGUAGGAACUGAAUUGAAGGCUCGACUCCAUUUUGGAUCGCACCAGAAUUCUUUUACACGAGCCUUGGGGAUUGCCACAUCGGUCUUAAUUCAUGACCUUUAAUAUUGCAAUGCUAUCGACUCAGCUUGAAGGUCACACAUGAUGGGGAUUUUGUAGGAGGCACGGUGUUAUUUUCCUGCCUUUUGUUCUUUUUCCAUUUCUUCUGCAUGAGCCAUAAAUUUGUAUAUUUAAGAUGUGGAAGUUCCAGAUUCAAAACUAAUGCUGUGGGAAUCUCUCGAGUAUAUAGUUGUAAUAAAUAGUUCUAGCCUCUAAUUACCAAGCGCUGGUUUACUGCUUG